AUGGAUCUCCUGCGCCGCGCCGGGAAGUUCAUCCCGACAAGGGGUCUUCAACUUCCCCUUGCAGAUGAGAAGGGGAAACUGCGGCCAAGAAGAACUUUAGCCUCUCGCUUCGCAUACCUCAGGCGACCGCUGAGGUUACGGGGGAACUCGACCGUCUCGAUACCGCUGGGAUUGGUCGUUCUGUUCCCAUGCAUCGUCGUCAUCCUUAUCCUGGUGCUGUUUGUCAGGCACCCCGCGGCACGGGGGCCGGUAAUGCCCCCCGGUGCGCCGCCAAAAAUAAGAAAAAUCAGCGAAAAGUACGACAAGGUGUUCGUCACCGGCUGUCUCGAGCCCGAUACGACUCAGAAGCGCGCUAACGCCGUCUUCGUCGUGCUCGCGAGAAACAAAGAGCUGGAUGGCGUGGUCCAGUCCCUCAAGUCGAUCGAGCGCCACUUCAACCGGUGGUACCACUACCCCUACGUCUUCCUUAACGAUGGGGACUUCAACCAGACGUUUAUGGACACCGUCAAGAACUACACAUCGAGCGAGGUCAAGUUUGGCAAGGUCGGGCCAGAUAUGUGGGGGUUUCCCGACUGGGUCGACCCCAAGGUUGCCAAGGAGGGCAUCGCCAAGCAGGGAGACAAUGCUAUUAUGUACGGCGGCAUGGAAAGCUACCAUCACAUGUGCCGCUUCUACUCGGGGUUCUUCUACAAGCACCCACUCCUUGCUGACUACGACUGGUACUGGCGUCUGGAGCCGGAGAUCAAGUACUUUUGUGACAUCACCUAUGACCCCUUCAUCGAGAUGAUCAAGCACAACAAGACGUACGGUUUCACCAUCGCUGUCAAGGAGCUGCGCGAGACGGUCCCCAACAUCUUCCGCUACGCUUCGGCGUACAAGCGCCUGAACAACCUGACGUCGCAGGGCCUGUGGGAGAUGUUUGUCGAGCCGCAGCCAGACAAAGAGGAGAAGAAGGACGGCGCUAAGGACAAGCCGCCUGCGCCCGAAGAUGAACCCGCACGCCCGCCCGAGAUCGACAUGGAAGCCAUGGAGGGCGAGAAGUACAACAUGUGCCAUUUCUGGUCCAACUUCGAGAUCGCCCGCCUCGACUUCUUCCGGAGCAAGGAGUAUAACGACUUCUUCGAGAUGAUGGACCGCAGCGGUGGCUUCUGGAUGGAGCGGUGGGGCGACGCGCCAAUCCAUUCGCUCGCGGCCGGCGCCCUCCUCGCGCCGCGCGACAUCCACUACUUCCGCGACUUUGGCUACCGCCACACCACGAUCCAGCACUGCCCGGCCAACGCGCCCUAUCCGCAGCUGCCGCGCGAGCCGUACCUCGAAAAGACGACGCUCGACGAGAAGAAGCGCAUCGAGGAGGACCAGUACUGGGACGAGAUCGACCCGCCCAUGGAGAACGGCGUGGGAUGCCGCUGCCGGUGCGAUACAGACAUCGUGGAUGUCGAGGGCAAGGAGGGGAGUUGUCUGGCGGAAUGGGUCGAUGUCGCCGGCGGUUGGGCUAGUCCGUGA
Molecule: messenger RNA, 1503 nt
Organism: Chaetomium strumarium
Lineage: Eukaryota; Fungi; Ascomycota; Sordariomycetes; Sordariales; Chaetomiaceae
Product: glycosyltransferase family 15 protein
Exons: 5
Coding region: 1-1503 (500 amino acids)
Biological process (GO): cell wall mannoprotein biosynthetic process; protein N-linked glycosylation
Cellular component (GO): Golgi apparatus; membrane
Molecular function (GO): alpha-1,2-mannosyltransferase activity
Source: RefSeq, a predicted model, not a curated record